CAAGAGAAAAAAAUCAGAUUACCUAUAAGGUAAGAUCAACUCAGAUCUCAGCAGAUUUUUCAACCCAGACUCUCAAAGCUAGGAGAUCCUGGAACAAGCUCUAAAAGAUAAUGAGUGGAUGCCAGCAAAGAAUCAUAUAUCCAGCAAAUUUUUUAAUAUUUAUUUUUUAGUUGUAGUUGGACACAGUGCCUUCAUUUAUUUAUUUUUAUGUGAUGUUGAGGCUUGAACCCAGGGCCUAGCAUGUACCCAAGGAGUAUAAAAAGUCAAACUCAGAAACAGAUUCAAAUGGUGGUUACCAGAAGCCGAGCAAGAGAGAACUUGGGGAUUAUGGGCUAAAGGAAUUAAACUUUCAUUUACACAGGAGGAAUGAGUUCAGGAGAUCUGCUAGAGUGCUCAUUACAGCUAAUGAAAAAUAUUUUAUACUUAAAAUGUGCUGAAAAUGCUAGAUUUUCAGUAUUGGAAUCUUGACUAAUAAGUAUGUAAGAUAACAUAUAUGUUAAAGAGCUAGAGACAGUCAUUCCUAAAUACGUAAUCUCAAAAUAUCUUGUGUAGAAUAUAAAUGUAUUCAGUUUAUACUUGUCAACAAAAAAUUUAAAUAAAAGUGAGUAAAUAAAAUGCUAUCACAAAUGUUUUUCUGUGAAGAAUGGUAUCAGGAAAACAUGACCAGGGGAGACGAGUGCUGUCUGAAGAGCAGGCCGUGGAAGCUGGGCCAUGUGGAGCAGACAACCAUGAGACUUGUGCAAGAAUCCCCAGGGGCAGAGCGCAGAACAGCAGGCUCAGGGCCUGUACAUACUUCAUGGGUGGAGAUUCAGAAUUGUUUACAAUACUUGAGGCCAGCUGUCUACAGAGAUGGAGACCUGGUCCUCAGUGGGUUUUUCCCCCUUUACUACAUGAACCAGGAUGCAGACUUAUCCAGGAUAUCCUUUUUACUCCAACCAAAGACUGAGGUGAGAGCUACUAGCUGGCUUUGGAAGAACUACCAGUAUGUGCUGGCUUUCUACUUUGCCAUCGAGGAGGUCAACAAGGACUCCCACCUGCUCCCCAACCUGACCUUAGGUUUCCACGUCUAUAAUGCCUUUUCCAGUGACCAGUUCACCUUGUGGAGCACUCUGCUUUGGCUGUCUGGAAAAAUACAGACUGUCCCUAAUUACAACUGCCAGACCCAGAGCAAGUCUGCUGCCGUCAUUGCAGGGACCGUGUCAGCCUUCUCGGCGGAGAUUGGAACCCUUCUAGAGCUCUACAGGACCCCACAGGUCACGUAUGGACCUUUUGAUCCCGUGCUGAGUGAUAAAGACCAGUUUCCAUCGCUCUAUCAGAUGGCCCCCAAGGACAGCUCUCUGGCCCGUGCAAUGGUCUCCUUAUUGCUACACUUUGGCUGGACGUGGGUGGCGCUCUUCCUGUCUGAUGAUUUGAAGGGAGAGCAGUUCCUGAGGGAUCUGAAAGCAGAGAUGGUAAAGAAUGGUAUCUGUGUGGCCUUAACAGAAAAGCUCCCUGUCACUAAGAUAAUGUAUGGGACAGGGGACAUCACCUUCCUGAGUAGGAUCAGAGUCUCCUCUGCAAACGUGCACAUACUCCACGGUGAAGCAGGGAGCCUCGUCACCGUGGACAUGGCCGCAGACUUCUUUUUGACCACAGGGAAGGUGUGGAUCAUGGCAGCGAAGCAGGAGAUCGUCCUGCACGAGAUGAACCACAUGCUGCACUCUUUCCACGGGGGCUUCUCCUUCUCGCCUCACAGGGGGGAAAUCCCUGGCUUCAGACACUUCCUCCAGACAGUGACCCCUUCCCACUACCCGGAGGACUUUUACUUCUCUAAAUUGUGGUUGCACCUCUUUCAUUGUUCACCGGCUGGGUCACUAUGUGGACAAAUUCAUAAUUGCCCUCCAAAUGCAUCCUUCGAGUUUGUGUCGGGAGUAAUUGACAUGAUGACCCUGUCUGACUCCAGCUACUUCAUCUAUAAUGCUGUGUAUGCGCUGGCCCACGUCCUCCAUCACAUGCUUGUUCAGAAAACUGAAAUGGGAUCUUUAGAAGACCAGCUUAGGCUUCAUCCCUGGCAGCUGCAUCCGUUCCUGAAGAACAUCCGGUUUACCAACAGCGCUGGGGAGCACAUCUCCCUGGAUGAGAAGAGCAGCCAGAUGGCCCCGUAUGACAUCCUCAACGCUGUGAAUUUCCCUGCUGGUCUCGGGCUGCUGGUUAAAGUAGGAGAGUUUGUCCCCAGGAGUCCACUGGGUCAAGGCUUGGUCAUCAGUGAGGAGAUGAUAGAAUGGCCUAUUGGAUUCUCAGAGACUCCUCGAUCUGUGUGCAGCAAGAGCUGUGCCCCGGGAUUCAGGAAGAUCCCCCAGGAAGGAAGGCCCGUCUGCUGCUUUGCUUGUGUGUUUUGCCCCGAGGGACACAUUUCCAAUCAGACAGAUGCAGAGCGGUGUGUCCAGUGCCCCGCACACGAGCACCCUAACAGUGAGAGGAACCGCUGCCUCCCCAAGGUGGUCACCUUCCUGGCCUAUGAAGCCCCCCUGGGCAUGGCUCUGGCCUGCACGGCUCUCUGCUUCUCUGCACUCACAGCUGCUGUCCUUGGGGUCUUUGUGAAGCACAGAGACACCCCCAUAGUCAAGGCCAACAACAGGUUCCUGACCUUCAGCAUGCUGGUGUUCUGCAGUGUCUGGCUCACCUUCCUCCCUGUGUACCACAGCACCAAGGGCAAGGUCAUGGUGGCCGUGGAGGUCUUCUCCAUCCUGGCCUCCAGUAGCUCCUCCGAUGGGACCUUCACAACUCGUGGAACUGUAUCUUUCAAAUUAGGCGAAGUUCACACAGAAAAUUCAGCCCUUGUAGCUGCAGAGCUCGAGGGUGUCAAGCACACUGCAGGCGUGGCCAUCACCGCACCUGUCCCCAGAGCCUCUCCUCUGCACCCCGAGUCUCUCUGA
This is a messenger RNA of Ictidomys tridecemlineatus (thirteen-lined ground squirrel), 2915 nucleotides long. Lineage: Eukaryota; Metazoa; Chordata; Mammalia; Rodentia; Sciuridae. The record is from RefSeq and is a predicted model, not a curated record.